CCUCGCGGUGAAGUAGGGGGUACUCAACCAACAGGUGACCAGGGCCCGGCGACUCGAAGACCUAGUGGAGUCGGAGAACCGCCGCGAGGCGGGUUCUCAGGCUGGGGGAGGGGCGCAGCGCUGGGGUAUCCCGAGGGAGAGCCAGUGAAUGCCGGAGGCCGCAGCUCGAGGCAAAUUCCGCCUGCUGCAAACUUUAGGAAUGUGUAUAGAUGAUCAGCCUAAAUCUGAAGAGAACUUGCUUUCGAGUAAGAAGAUGGAUUUGAAGUCCAUGGUGUCAAUCUUAGAUGGAGAGAUGCCCACCCUGAAUAACAAAAUCAUCAUGUCUCUGAGCCCUCAACAUGAACAAAAUAGAAAUGAUUCCAGGGAACAGGGAACCUUACAAAGAGAAAAAAUUAACUCUGAAGCAUUUCGCCAGAAUUUCAGAGGUUUUUCAUACCCAGAGAAAGCUGGACCCCGUGAGGCUGUGAACCAGCUCCAGGAACUCUGCCUUCAAUGGCUAAAGCCAGAAAUUCACACAAAGGAGCAGAUCCUGGAGCUGCUGGUGCUGGAGCAAUUCCUGACUAUCUUGCCCAGUGAGAUCAGAAUUUGGGUGAAGUCCCAGCAUCCAGAGAAUAUUGAGGAGGCAGUCAUUUUGGCAGAAGAUGUGACUCAAAUGCUUGAGGAGGAAGCUCUGAUUUCUCAGGAUUCUUUUCUCCAAGAGAAAGUAGAUGAUGGCACAGAGAAAGCAAGAUUGUCUUCUAUAUUUCCUGUAGCCAGAUUUCAGGAAACCAUCAAAUUCCAGGAUGUGGCUCCAGACUUCACUUCAGAAGAGUGGGCACAAUUGGACUCUAGUCAGCAAGACCUCUAUAAGGAUGUGCUGAUGGAAAACUAUAAUAACUUGGCCUUUCUUGGACUUUCUGUUUCUAAACCUGAUGUGAUCUUCCAUUUGGAGCAUGGAGAAGUGCCAUGUGUGUUAAAGAACGAAGCCCCAAGAAACAUCUGUCCAAACAAGGACAUCGAACCUGAAGCCAGAGAGUCAGAUUCAAAGAGGGAAUGUUCUUUGGAUAAAUCAUCCCAGAGGACAAUAAUAGAAAGAACUACAGAGCAUAAUUCCUUGAAUCCUGAAAUGGGCAAUGAAAUUUUCAAAAGUCAUGACUCACAAGGAAGGCAGCAGGACCCCCAGGAAACACGUUUGAAACAAGUAACAAUUGGACAUGAAAAAACUUCAAAUAAAGCAAGAGACUCUGAAAUUAAUCACUUUGGGGGAUGCUUUAUUCUAAAGUCAACCCUAACUACACAGCAGAGAGUAAAUAGUUUUAGUAACUAUGAUACGCAUUGGAAGAACUUCACAGAUAAUUCAAAACUAAAUAAAUGUCAAAGAAUCUACAUAGGGAAGUAUAGAUUGAAGUAUAAGGAAUUUGGAAAAGCCUUCAGCCAAAUUUCACAGCUUAAUGUGUAUCAUGCCAAUGAUUCUGGAGAGAAAUAUCAGUAUAAUGAAUGUGGGAAAAGCAAUGAUAAACAGGCAAACCUUACUGAACAUCAGCAAAUUCAUUCUGGAGAGAAACCUCAUAAAGGUAAUGAAUGUGGGAAGGCCUUCAGCCAGAUUUCACAACUUAAUCUUCAUCAUACUAUUCAUUCUGGAGAGAAAAUCCAUAAAUGUAAUGAAUGUGGGAAAAUCAAUGAUAAACAGGCCAACCUUACUGAACAUCAGCAAAUUCAUUCUGGAGAGAAACCUCAUAAAUGUAAUGAAUGUGGGAAGGCCUUUAGCCAGAUUUCACAGCUUAAUCUUCAUACUGUUCAUUCUGGUGAGAAAAUCCAUAAGUGUAAUGAAUGUGGGAAGGCCUAUGACAAACAGACAGACCUUAUUGAACAUCAGCAAAUUGAUUCUGGAGUGAAACUUUAUAAAUGUAAUGAAUGUGGGAAGGCCUUCAGCCAUAUUUCACAACUUAAUCUUCAUCAUGCUAUUCAUUCUAAAGAGAAAUUCCAUAAGUGUAAUGAAUGUGGGAAAACAUUUAACAGACAAACAGACCUUAUUGAACAUCAACAAAUUCAUUCUGGAGAGAAACUUUAUAAAUGUAAUAAAUGUGGAAAGAACUUUAGCCAGAUUUCACAACUUAAUCUUCAUCAUGCUAUUCAUUCUGGAAAGAAAUUCCAUAAAUGUAAUGAAUGUGGGAAAACCUAUGACAAACAGGCAAACCUUAUUGAACAUCAGCGAAUUCAUUCUGGAGAGAAACCUUAUAAAUGUAAUGAAUGUGGCAAAGCCUUCACCCAAUUGGCACACCUUACUCAGCAUCAGUUUACCCAUAGUGGAGAUAAGUUAUUUAAGUGUUAUGAGUGUGGAAAUGCCUUCAUCCAGAGUUCACAACUUAAUAUUCAUCAAAUAAUUCAUUUUGGAAAGAAAUUCUAUACCUGUAAUGAUUGUGGAAAAAUCUUUACCUUGAGAACAAAUCUUUCUCAGCAUCUGAAAACUCAUUCUGGAGAGAAAGCCCAUAAAUGUAAUGAAUGUGGGAAAGCCUUUUCUCUAAAAACAAACCUUGCUAGGCAUCAGAAAAUUCAUUCUGUAGAGAAAUUCUAUAAGUGCAAUGAUUGUGGGAAGGUCUUUAAUAUGAAGACACAACUUUCUCAACAUCAAGUAAGUCAUCUUGGAGAAAAAUUCUUUAAACUUAAUGGUUGUAGGAAAAUUAUCUCUGAGAAGCCAAAUCUUCUUCAACAUGAGAAAAUUCAUUCUGGAGAGAAAUUCCAUAAAUGUAAUGAUUGCGGAAGAGUCUUCACACAACAGGCCUAUCUGACUGAACAUCAGAGAAUUCAUUCUGGAGAGAAACCCUAUACAUGUCAUGAUUGUGGAAAAGUCUUUACUCAUAGGGUGAACCUUACUCAACAUCUGAAAGUUCAUUCUGGAGAGAAACCUUAUAUAUGUAAUGUCUGUGGUAAAGCUUUUAAUUUAAAGACAAACCUUUCUCGGCAUCAGAAAAUUCAUUCUGUAGAGAAGUCUUAUAAAUGUAGUGAGUGUGAGCAAGUCUUUACUAAAAGGACAAGCCUUACUAAACAUCAGAGAAUGCAUUCCAGAGAAAAAUCCUAUAAAUGUGUUGAAUGCGGAAAAGUUUUUAGUGGAAGGACACACUUAACUCAGCAUCAGUGUAGUGGAACAAAACCAUUUAAGUGUAAGGAAUGUGGAAAAUCCUUUGCCCAGCAAAAGAGACUUAUUGGGCAUGAGAGAAUUCAUUCUGAAAAGAAAUCUUGUAAAUAUAAUGAAUAUGACAAAGUCUUCCUCCCAGGAACAGGCCUUAUUCAACAUCAAAGAAUUCAUUCUGGAGAGAAAUCCUAUAAAUGUGUUGAUUGUGGGAAAGCUUUCAGCCGGAAGACACAACUUAUUCAACAUCAACUUAGUUAUAAUGGAGUGAAAUCACUUUAAGUGUAAUGUAAAUGGAAAGACCUUUACCCAAAGCACUUAUUAUUCCAUAUCAGAGGAAUGCCUUAUACAUCAUAGGCAUUUAUUUAAUAUUUGUGAAUUCAAGUAAAUUACCUAUGAAGUAAGUUAAAAAACUUUGCUGAAAACUUAACUUGUCUCAUGUCUAUAGUAUUUCUUUGUUCUACUGGUCUUGGUACCCUUUCAAAAAAGCAAAUGAGCUAAUUUGUUUAUUUUAAAGCCACACCAACUUUAAACAGCAUAUUUUUUUUUUUUUCCCUUUCUGGCUUAUAAAUUGUCCUUUAAUAAUGUGUUCUAGGAUUUUUCCAGAAAUAGAAAUUGGAUUAUUUUACAUUUUUGACUUUCUGAAACUUGAAAUGCUUAUCCUUUUCCAAUCCUAAGUCUUGCAUUCCCAUAAAUAUUAAUUCAAAUUAUUGAUGUUGGCUGAGGUAAAGAGAGAAAGGAAAGGAAUAAGUAUUCCUAUAGUAGUUACUUAAAGAUGGAUGCUACUAUUCCCAUUUUAUAUUUCAGGAAACUGAGGCAAAGAGUUAAAUGACUUGCUCAGAAUCAUAU
Messenger RNA from Sarcophilus harrisii (Tasmanian devil), 3958 nucleotides. RefSeq names its product zinc finger protein 420. Gene Ontology annotation, molecular function: DNA-binding transcription factor activity, RNA polymerase II-specific; RNA polymerase II cis-regulatory region sequence-specific DNA binding. The coding region runs from base 149 to 3391 and encodes 1080 amino acids. Lineage: Eukaryota; Metazoa; Chordata; Mammalia; Dasyuromorphia; Dasyuridae. The record is from RefSeq and is a predicted model, not a curated record. The transcript has 6 exons. Gene Ontology annotation, biological process: regulation of transcription by RNA polymerase II.